AGAUAAAUCGAAGCGAUUCAGGGUUCUUCGUAUGAUACUUUCAUUGUGUAAAUAGUGGAUUGCGUAAAGAGUCAUGUUGGUUACAAAACUGUUGGUCACUUAGACUUUCUCUUUUGGAAAAUAGUUGAUAGUUGAGCAUCUUUUGAAUGUUAUAUUCUUGGUUUCUCGCAGUUUACCAACCAAGCAGUUAGCUCCCACUGGUUUGAUUCAUCAUAUAGGGGCUACAUAUAUUACAUAAAGAUGAUAACUGGAAGGAUAAUUUUUUCACGCUUUUAUCUCCUUUGUUUACUUCUGAGAUGCCAUGCCUCAGACAUCUAAGGACAUUGUAGUUUAAGACUGUGAUACGUAACUGCAAUGUGCAUACCUUUUUCACUGCUCAUGAUACGUGUGAUCUGAUCUGAUUGUCUGAUUUUUGUUUUGGAUUUAGUUCCUAAAUUUUGUAGAGAAAAUGGUAGAAUAUCAUUUUAGGGUGUUUCGACAUAACGGCAUUUGUGAAAAAGGCUUGUGGAGACCUCCAAUAACAAAGUGGUUCAGAUGGAAGGUAACUGAACAAUGAGCAGUAGAGGGAGACCUAGAAAAGGCCAUAGGUUCAGUUUGUAAAUGGCUAAAGUUGGUAAGACACGGUCCAAGUCCCAGCCUCAAGGUCGCAAGGAAACCCCAUAUCAUUUAUCUUGUGCACAAAAGAAUAUGAAAGAUGUUCGUGGAAAGAAGAGCUCCACCAAAUCAUCAGAGAAGAAGGAUUGGGAAGAUGCAACUUGCUCUGUGUGUAUGGAGGUCCCACACAAUGCGAUUCUUCUUCUUUGUUCGUCAUAUAACAAAGGUUGUCGCCCUUACAUGUGUGCUACUAGUCAUCGAUAUUCAAACUGUUUUGAGCAGUACAAGAAAGCCUACACAAAAGCAACUUCUGUUCAAAGUAUGCAGCUAGCAAUAGACAAUUCAAAUUUUGACUUAAGUGCAGGUGAACCUGAUGACAAUAGAGAAGUGCCUGAGCUUCUUUGCCCCCUUUGUCGCAGACAGGUGAAAGGUUGGACAGUGGUUGAAGCGGCUCGAGAGUCUCUGAAUGCCAAGAAAAGAAGUUGCAUGCAGGAUGAUUGCUCUUUCGUAGGGAAUUACAGGGAGCUCAGGAGGCAUGUUAAGUCUAAGCAUCCAUUUUCUCGACCAAGAGAGGUGGACCCUGUUCGAGAAGAAAAAUGGAAGAGGCUAGAGUGUGAAAGAGAACGGAAUGAUGUGAUCAGCACAAUUCUAUCUUCAACACCAGGUGCUAUGGUAUUGGGGGAUUAUGUGCUUGAGCCGAAUGAUCAUGCCUUUUAUAGUGAUGAGUAUGAUUCUGAAGAGGAAUAUUUGGAGGACGAUUUCUUCUCCAUGAGGCCAUUUGGUCUGGGGAGAAAUAGCCACAUUUUCUCCAACAUUAGGUACAAUCAGGACCGUGCUGCUGUUUCUUUCAAUGUUGAUCAUUUUGGUUUGCACAAUGUUGCACCUGCAGCUUCUGCUGCUGUCUCUGGACGAGGAAUCCACAGGCUACUGUUAGGGAGGUCUAGAAGACGACGGAGGCAUAGGAUGCCAAAUGCAGGCAGGUAAAUUCGGAGAUGAACUACAUAGAUAUGGGGAGUAAGCUUCGCUUCUGCAUUAGUGUGCCAGAUACCUUGGCAUGGCUUGUUUUGUUGCUAUGCCAAACGAUUUUUAUUAUUUAAUUAGCAGAGUAUAGAGUUGAGACCCCAUUCUGGUUAUAUUACUAUCUCAUCUGUCAACUGA
This is a messenger RNA of Arachis stenosperma, 1752 nucleotides long. RefSeq lists its product as uncharacterized. The transcript is spliced from 2 exons. The record is from RefSeq and is a predicted model, not a curated record. The coding region runs from base 601 to 1578 and encodes 325 amino acids. NCBI's taxonomy places the organism in Eukaryota, Viridiplantae, Streptophyta, Magnoliopsida, Fabales, Fabaceae.